GGAAGAGUUGAAAUCUGGCGCGCGACAAGAUGAAGCAAAGUGGGUCCGCCAAGAAGACGCCGCCAAAGAAGCCCGCAGCCGCGGACUCGAACAGCUCGAAGAAGCAGCAAUCUCUUCUUAGCUUCUUCUCCCCACCACCGAAGAAGACGGGGGCGUCUGUCCCUAGCAGCGGUGACAAGACCUCGUCGACACCAAGGAACGACAAUGCCAUUAUCGACACGCCCAAGAAGGGCAUCACACCAGUGUCCAAAUCCACACCAACCCAGGUGACCCCAAAGCCGAUUGCGACCAAAGCACAAGUUGAAUUCACCCCCAAACAAUCCGCCAAGAAGUUGCAGGAUAAUGGCCUCGACGACUCCAGCGCAGACGACUCGGACGACGACGUGCCCCUCGCCAAGAAGCGCAAGCGUCUGUCCCAAAACACCCCCACGUCAGCAUCAAAGAAGAAAUCCAUCGCCAUUUCCGACGACGAAGACGACGAAGCGGAAUGGAACGACAAGGAUGACGUAAACAUGGAGAGCAGCGACGACGAUGUGAGCCUCGUUGACGAAGACAGCGGCAGCGAGGACGAUACCGUCAAGCGGCGACCUGCCAAAAAGAAAGCCAGCACCCGUGCAUCCUCGUCAUCUCGCGGCAAGAAACCACCCACCCCCACGACAAAGUCGUCAGCCAAAAAGUCCGCGCACGUCACGCCCGACAAAUCCUCCGACCCAUCAUCGUCCGUCGUCGGUGGCGGCGGCGGCAUGGUGCGGCUCCAUGACUCGUGGCCUUGGCUGCAUGCGGAUCGCAGGGACAUUGAAGGCCGCAAGCCCAGCGACCCCGACUACGAUAGUCGGACGUUGCGCGUGCCCGCCGAGUUUCUGCGCAAGGAGACGCCGGCGAUGCAACAAUGGUGGCAGGUCAAGCAAACCAACAUGGACACGGUGCUGUUUUUCAAAGUGGGCAAGUUCUACGAACUGUUCCACAUGGACGCGGACGUCGGGUUCAACGAGCUUGAGCUGAACUACAUGAAGGGCGACAAGGCACACUCUGGAUUUCCAGAGAUCGCGUACGCCAAGUUCUCCGCCACACUCGUGUCCCGCGGGUACCGCGUCGCGCGGGUAGAGCAGACGGAGACGCCCGACAUGAUGAAGAUGCGAGGGUCCAAGUCCAAGGUCGUGUCUCGUGAGAUUUGCUCGCUGCUGACACCCGGCACCAACACAAUCAGCUUCCUGGAUGGAUCGCAAGGGCCGUUUUCAGAGGCGUCGUACUUGUUGACGUUGAAGGAGCAGACGACGACGACGGCUUCGAGUGGGAGGAAGGAGCAACAGGUGGUCGAGUUUGGUGUGUGUCUAGUCGACUGCACGACUGGCGUGUUUCAUGUCGGCCAGUUUACCGACUCGUUACAGCGGGACCGGCUGCGCACGUUGCUGGCCCAGUUUCACGUGGUGGAGAUCGUUGUGGAGCGGCACGGAUUGAGUCUCGAGACCAAAGCCAUCUUGACUCAUGGAGCCAGCGGCGCCAUCAAGAGCGAGCUCAAGGCGGGUACAGAGAUGUGGGACGCUACCAAGACAGUGCGGGAGCUCAAGGCCGCGGGGUACUUUGCCGUCUGGCCCGACGCGUUGACGAAAUGGAUGGACGAGAACGAUCCAAGUAGCGUCGUCGUUCACACGAACGGAUUCCUGGCCAUGUCGGCGCUCGGAGGGUGUGUGUGGAAUCUCCGGCGCAGCUUGAUCGACCAGGAACUGCUCAGCUUGAGCCAGUUUCAAACGUACACGCCGCCCGAUGCUGCUUCUGAUGUAUCCUCGUCCAAACCCACUUUGUUAUCCCAGCAAUACGUGGUAUUGGACGGGCACACGAUCCACAACUUGGAGCUGCUUCGCAACAACUACAACGGCCAACGCACGGGGUCCCUCUUAGCGCAGCUGGACCAGACAGUCACCAACUUCGGCAAGCGAUUGUUUGAAGAGUGGCUGCUCAAGCCACUCUGUGGCGUCAACGCGAUCAACGCCCGACUGGAUGCUGUUGAAGAGCUCGUGCCGCAGCAUUCGCUCGUGGUGGAGCUGCGGACGGUCUUGAAGACCAUGCCCGACCUCGAGCACCAUUUGGCGCGUAUCCAUGCGCUGGGGGUAUUGCGGCCAAACCACCCAGAUUCCCGCGCCAUCAUGUACGAGUCGUCCCAGUACAACGUGCGCAAGAUCAAAAACUUCGUCGCAACCUUGACGGGGUUUCAAGCGAGUGUGCAAAUCGUCCACAGCUUGACACAAGCAAACCAGUGGACGUCCGACAUGCUAACCCGUUGGAUCAGUACGUUUCCAGACUUGAAGGACAAGCUCGCGUACUUUGACAAGGCAUUCGACAAGAAUGUGGCGCUCAAAACAGGCACGAUUCAGCCGCAGGAAGGGAUGGACCCCGAGUACGACGACGCGGUCGCGGACGUGUCGGCGAUUGAGACGGACCUGGACGAGUACUUGGACGCCCAGCGCGCGGCGUUGAAGUGCAAGAGCAUCGUGUACUGGGGAAGCAAAAAAGACGAUCGGUUCCAGCUCGAAGUGCCCGAGUCCGCCGUGGCCGCCAAGCAACCGCCAGAGUACGAACUCAAGUCCAAGAAGAAAGGGUACAAGCGAUUUCACACAAAGUUUAUCCGCGACUGCUUGCAGCGACUCGCGGUGGCGGAAGAGCGGCGCGAGGCCGCGCUCAAGGACACUGCCCGCCGCAUGUUUGCCAACUUUGACAAGUCCUACGCCGACUGGAAGCGCGCCGUGCACCAGUUGGCCGUGCUGGACUGCCUCAUGAGCUUGUCCUUGGUCAGCGGGCAGUCCGAAGGGUACACCCGCCCCGAGCUUGUACAGACCGACCAGCCUUUCCUGGACAUUCAGCAAGGCCGGCAUCCUGCCAUUGCCUCGACCGUGUCGGACUUUAUUCCCAAUGACACCCACCUUGGCAGCGAUCGAGGCUCGAUGAUGUUGUUGUCGGGGCCGAAUAUGGGCGGCAAGUCGACGCUGCUGCGGCAAACGUGCACGCUGGUGCUCAUGGCGCAGAUGGGGUGCUUCGUGCCGGCGGAAUCGUGUCGUCUGAGUCCCGUGGACCGCAUCUUCACCCGCCUUGGCGCGUCCGACCGGAUCUUGGCGGGUCAAAGUACGCUGUUUGUCGAACUCGCAGAGACCGCCACGAUUCUCAACCACGCGACGCAGCAUUCGCUCGUGAUUUUGGAUGAAUUGGGGCGCGGCACGUCCACGUUUGAUGGGACGUCCAUUGCGUACGGCGUCGUGGAGCAUCUGCUCAACACCACGGGAUGCCGCACCAUGUUUGCGACGCACUACCAUUCGCUCGUGGAGGAGUAUGUGGACCAUGCCAAGGUCACCCUCGGCCACAUGGACUGCAUGGUGGACCCGACCAACGAACACAAAGUUGUGUUCUUAUACAAACUCGCCGAUGGGAUUUGUCCCAAGAGUUAUGGGCUGAAUGUGGCAAAGUUGGCGGAUUUGCCCCAGCAAGUGAUUGACGUGGCGGCCGCCAAGUCGCUCCAGUUUGAACAAGUGUUGCAGGAGUCCCAUGCUGCGGUGCAAGUUCGUCAAGCCGUUGCUCGGAAAGACGUGGGGUUUCUGCGGCAACUAUGGGCCCAACUCGCGGCGGAGCCAGCAACGAGCUAGUUGAUAAGUACAAUGUUGUCGUCAUGUGUUUAUGUGACGUGGUUAAUCGUCGUG
Molecule: messenger RNA, 3686 nt
Organism: Aphanomyces astaci
Lineage: Eukaryota; Oomycota; Saprolegniomycetes; Saprolegniales; Verrucalvaceae
Exons: 3
Coding region: 30-3632 (1200 amino acids)
Biological process (GO): mismatch repair
Cellular component (GO): nucleus; MutSalpha complex
Molecular function (GO): ATP-dependent DNA damage sensor activity; ATP binding; mismatched DNA binding
Source: RefSeq, a predicted model, not a curated record